This is a messenger RNA of Plasmopara halstedii, 309 nucleotides long. RefSeq lists its product as uncharacterized. The transcript has a single exon. The coding region runs from base 1 to 309 and encodes 102 amino acids. The record is from RefSeq and is a predicted model, not a curated record. Lineage: Eukaryota; Oomycota; Peronosporomycetes; Peronosporales; Peronosporaceae.
AUGGAUGACAUCGCAGCCGAAUUCAAUGCUUUCAAGUCGAUGGAGGUCUCCUUUGAAUUGAAGGACGUGAUAGCCGACAAGAAGUACGGCGUGCGUCGCCAGAUCAUCACUGCGAAUAUGAAACGUCCUGACACUGUGAAGACAUCGGUCGAGUCCACCUUUAUAAUAGAGAACCAUCACACGAAGGUCAAGAUGGCAUCAAAGCCAUUACAAGUUAUGGAAGUGACCGAGUCGAUCAACGACGAAAACACAGCGCUUAUCAUUACCCUUCCUGGCCGUCUCGUGGAAGCAGACAAGAAGAUCGACUGA